Molecule: messenger RNA, 2841 nt
Organism: Sycon ciliatum
Lineage: Eukaryota; Metazoa; Porifera; Calcarea; Leucosolenida; Sycettidae
Product: proprotein convertase subtilisin/kexin type 5-like
Exons: 3
Coding region: 1-2841 (946 amino acids)
Cellular component (GO): membrane
Source: RefSeq, a predicted model, not a curated record
AUGUGGUCAGGUGUGGUGAGCUAUACAUUUGCUGGUGGACAGAUGCACUUUGCUCCUUUUGUUGCCAUAUUACAGAAUGCGCUGGCGGUUAUCCUGUCGCUCUCAGCAGUGAUUGUUGCAAGUUCCGCUGAUGCUUUUACUUCUGAUUUAAAUGGCAGGACCGAAGAUAGCAGCUACACACGGCACAGACAGCCUGCUGAAAGUGGUGCAGUUCAGAGGCAGGGAAAGAAUGUUCAGAAUGACCAAUGUGCCAAGUUUGUGUCCUGGGACAGUAACAGUACCUCUUGGGUUGAGACGUGUCCUGCUGGCAGGUAUUCUGCUGCUGGUGUUGCUGGUGCUGCUUCUUUGAGUAAGUGUCUCGAGUGUUCAGAGGUGUGUGCUACCUGCUCUGAUCUAAGAGUUUGCACGUCUUGCAGUCCAAACUUCAUCCUUCAAAACGGAGGCUGCUACAGGAGCUGUAUGACUGAAUAUGUAGAGCUACAGCGAAACAAGGGUCCCAGGGCAAGUGUUCGACUCAGCUCCAGUGCUUCAGAGAAUCUGCAUUCGGUGUCCGUCCAACACGGUCGACUAGAAGUGCUCGAUGUGGACGGCCACUGGGGAACUGUGUGUAACAAGAGCUUUUCUCGGCAGUCAGCUGAUGUCGUGUGCAGGCAGCUGGGUCUGGGAAUCGCCGCGGCCAUUACAAGCGGCACGCACCCGAUUGUUGGCCACGGGGCGCCCAUCAAUCGUGCCGGUAUCAAUUGCACUGGGAACGAGAGUUCCAUACUAGAAUGUCCAGCACAGCAUCGCAAUGCUGUGUUCUGCAGUCAUGUUGAAGACGUUGAAAUCAAAUGUUCCGGGCCUAAUACGAGCCGAUCCUGCAUCAAGCCCCCCUGUCUGCGUGGAUUCCGCCCCAUUGAAAACGAGCAAGGCCAUGUUAUCAGCUGCGAGGCAUGUGACAGCCGGUGCAUCACGUGCAGUGGCGCAUCAGGGAACUGCUCCGAGUGCUCGUUCGGACUAUUUCUCAGCCGGCCGGCAGGAAACGGAAGCCGAACCUGCGUCGUCAACUGUGAGGAUGGCUUUUACGGCAAUGUGGCGAGAAAGCAAUGCCUUCCGUGUUCUCCAUCUUGUCUUGCAUGUGUAAACAGCCCGACCGGCGGGGAUUUCGUGUGUACAACAUGCAAGUCGAGUGCUGAGUAUCCGCUGGGUGCAGUGUGUGUGGCCGCCUGCCCGAAUCAUACGUACGUGGACCGGCCGUCGAACGCCUGCAGGCUGUGUUCGGAGAAGUGCUUGACGUGUGCGGACGGUUAUGGCAAUGGCACCUGCACCAGCUGCCGGACUCCGCUGGUUUUGGACAGGACUUCGUCGUGCGUGCAGCGCUGUGCACCGCCGCGGUUUGCACUGCACGGCCGCUGUGUGGCGACGCAGUGUCCGGAUGGCUACUAUGAAGACAUGGCCAACCAGGCCUGCCGGACAUGUCCGGCCCUGGAGUCUUGCCUGAGCUGUGCCAAUGCGACGCACUGCGCUCUGUGCCAGUUCCCAGCUCUGGAGGAACGCGGCAAGUGCGUGCAGCGGUGCUCGCCCGGUUUGCACGCAGAGGAUAUUCUUCCCUCGAGGCAGCGCGCUCGUCUUGUCGGUGGUACUUCCUUUGCCGCUGGCCGAGUGGAGAUCUUCCAUGCCAACCAAUGGGGAGCUGUGUGUGAUUUCACUUGGGGCCUGCCGCAAGCAAUGGUGAUAUGUCGUCAGCUUGGGUAUGGCAAUGUAACCAUAGCCUUACUUCCCAGGAUGAAUACAGACUUUUCUCCAGUCUGGCCUGCUUCUAUCAGGAGUUGUCGAGGUGACGAGUCAACGUUAUUGAGCUGCAAUCUCGGUAGAUUGGACACCCAGCGCUGCCACGAUAGUACAGAUUUCGCACGUGUAGUGUGUGGCGAUGCGACGGUAAGGCGUUGCAUCAGCCAAUGCCCCCAUGGUCACUAUGGGUCUCCAUUGACCGGAUGCAAUCGAUGUGCUGCUUACUGCCAGACAUGCCAUUCUACGCCGUCGAACUGCACCGACUGCUACCAGGGAUACUACCGGCUGAACUCUAAGUGUUUGGGGAACUGUCCGGACGGGUACUUUGCCGACAGUGUCAACAACGUCUGCACACCGUGUAGCAGUGAAUGUGCAUGGUGCUCUGGCGCUAGUACUAAUUGCACCGGUUGUGGCCUAGGCAAGUACCUGCAGAACAAUACCUGUGUGGCAAAGUGCGGCACCAAGUUUAUACAGGAUUCUCAACCGGAAAUACGCUUAACCCAACUAACUUCCUUGUUCGAGGGAAUCCUAGAAGCUUACUUUGAGGGACAGUGGAGACCUAUUUGUUACGACGGGAAACCUCCAUCUCAGUUCGGACAGAGAGUCUGCCGGGAGUUAAAUCUUGGCAUUGCUCUUAAAACAAGUGAGAGUCCACGCAAUUUUUACGAUAUGAGCGUAUUGAAAGUUUUUCAUUGUUCCACAUGGGACAGAACGAUCACGGAAUGCAUUCACUUUGCUAACAGCUUCUGUUCGUAUAACUAUGUGAAGGUAAAAUGCAGUGGACCAGACACAUCGCGACGAUGUCUGCAGCACUGUCCCACUGGUCAUUCGGGCUGGUCUGACGGCCGUUGUCACCAAUGUCAUUUCUCUUGUGCUGAGUGCUUCGACCGUUCAGACUUCUGUACCAAGUGCAACUAUGGAUACGUAGCCGAGGCAGGCGAAUGCAAGGUAUCUUGCAGCUCUGACUUUUACAACGACCGUGGUGCAUGCGUGCAAUGCCAUUCAUCCUGCCUUCAUUGCAACGGGAGAAGUGAAACCGACUGCAUUGAGUGCAAGCAUGGUGAGUUCUAG